Molecule: messenger RNA, 3552 nt
Organism: Podospora pseudocomata
Lineage: Eukaryota; Fungi; Ascomycota; Sordariomycetes; Sordariales; Podosporaceae
Exons: 2
Coding region: 71-3475 (1134 amino acids)
Biological process (GO): maturation of LSU-rRNA from tricistronic rRNA transcript (SSU-rRNA, 5.8S rRNA, LSU-rRNA); maturation of 5.8S rRNA from tricistronic rRNA transcript (SSU-rRNA, 5.8S rRNA, LSU-rRNA)
Cellular component (GO): nucleolus
Source: RefSeq, a predicted model, not a curated record
CGCUGUUUUGCGACAGCAUACCCGAAUUCUUGUCGCAUAGUUCAUUCGACAUUGGAUUCGUUUGCGCAGAAUGGGGAAACGGUUCUCUUAUGGCGGCGAUGCUGCCGGUGGUCCGAGAAAAAGAGCCAAGGUGGUUCAUGAAGCACCGACGUCCGAGGAAGUCCACGCCAGCAGACAGUUGAGGCAACUCCUGGUAUUCGACCAGGACCCAGCGCGGUCAAGACAUGGUCUUCAAUCGCUCAAACUCUACCUUGACGAACUCCUCAGCACAGAUGGCGGCAUAAAGAGCGAACGCGCCAAAAUUCUCCGAGAUUAUUUGGAUUCAGAGAAACCCGCCGAAGAUGGGGAGAACCCGGUCUAUCUGCCAGAUAUUAUGCACACAUGGAGUCAUGCCGGUCAAACCAACAACGACAAUCUCAUGUCCGCUGUUCCCGUGGUGCUCGUCCUGCUCCUGAGGCUGCUCUCCCAGUCGCUUGAGACCGUCCCAUACGGGCUUGGAAUUUGCAGAACACUGUUGAUCAAAGAAUUUCAACAGCUGAUCAGUCGGAAUUUAACCGCUGACAAGGGGAAAUCCUUUGUCAUCUCUCCCACACUUCGCUUGUUGAGGGAGGCGGUCAGCUUUGAUGGAGGGGCGAUUGCGAGACCCUUUUUCAGGGCGAGGGCGACCAUGUUGAAAUCAUUGGCCCGCAAUAUGGGUAUCGUCCACAUGGGAGAGGACAAGGAAGACACCAAGCGACCUUCGGCUCGCACUAAUGCUAUUCAAUUCUUUCUCGCCGCAAUCAAAUACCUUCACCCAGAGGCGAAGAAGGAAUUGCUCUCCCAAAGAGACAUCGUCUCUGCGCUAACCAGGGACGUCAAGCAGGAUCCUCCAUAUAUGCUCAAGGAGCUACUCGUUGGGCUGAAAAAUCACAUUAUUAUGGACGACAAGGUUCCCCGCGAGGCCAAGUCAAACCUGCUCAACACCUCGACCCUUGUUCGAUUAUCGGCGCUUUACCAGUAUCGCCUCGAUUCCCCAGCCGAAGACGAGCCCUCGAUAGCUGAUAUGGCCCACGAACUAUUAUUAGCUGUGUGCACAAACCCAGCUUGUGGCGUCUUGAGACAGGACGCUGGAUUCUACCCCCGGGAGAUAGACCCAAACACGACAAUACCAAGGGCGGAGCUCGACGACUUGGGCCUGGAAGCGGUUGCGUGGAUGAACAAGUUCAAGACGGAAGUGCCUAUUCGAAACUUCACGCUCUCGAACUUUCUACCAAAUCUGCGCCCUUGGUCAAGCGUCAAACAAAGUCAACUCAUCACCUCUAUCUUCAAGGUGGCACCGGAACUAGUGGCCAACUACUUCAUCAACAACAAAUCUUUCACCUUUGAACCGAAGCUUUCUGCCACAUGGAUUGGUUACGCGGCGUUUUUGUUCAAUACCGUCAUUCUCCCAAUACCAGAGAAUCUGUGCCGCGGUCCAAACGUCCCCGAGCUGCCCCCACCUACGUCAAUUGUUCUUGACAACGUCCUCCCGCUUCCUCUGAGCCAAAAGGCCCUCGUCCGCUGCCUAGAACACAAAUCAAAUAUGAUCAAGUUCUUUGCCACGAGGAUCCUGGUAGUGGCCAUAGAGAAACUUGAUGCUGUCAUCACAAUCUACCAGGACCCUUCUCACACCAAUAAGUCGAUAUGGAACGAAGCCGCUCGAAGGCUGGUGGACGAGUUUUGCCAGCGCGCCCCUGGCAUUCGCAAUAUGAUUACUGCAUGCCAAAAAAUCCCCACAGAGGAUCUACUCCACCGCGAAGCGGCAAGUCGGCUGCUACGUCUAUGCUAUGAGGUGCUGCCUCAAGCUACGCUGAGUGCCAAAUUGGAUGUUUCCGCCCAUCUAGACGCUGUUCUGGGCCGCAUCUCCAACCAAGAACUGGAGGAUCCGCGUGACUUUGCCCUCGGGCUGAAAGAACUUGAAAGUCUUCUGGCUAUUGCUGGGUACUCUCCUGGCAUGCGGUGGUUCGGGGCUUCGAAAGCAACCACUUUGUCACCUUUCACUCAGUUGCUGAAGAUCUGCGUCGAGGCCCCAAAGGGUGUUUCGCUGGAGGCGAUGAAGCAGGUUUUGAACUUUGUGGCCGUCGAACAACAGCUCGUUCCAGGUCAUGCCGGACACCCUGGCUUGCUUCCGUUGAUUGAAGCUCUUCAGUCCUCUUCCAAGUACGCCUCUCAGGCAUGGCCGUUCUUGGAUAACUGCUUAACGCAAUGCGCCAUCAAAUCGGUGAAGUAUGUCGAAAUGCUGCAAGAUAUUGCACAAGAGACUGCCGAGUCCACUAGUCAAAACAUCGAUGAGCCACUCGUGAGCCCCAUCAUUCUUGCUAUCCGGGACCAACUUCCCCACGCAUCUAAGAAUGGAGGGGAAGAGGUGCUCAAGGCUCUUGGCCGAAUUUUGCCUAGCUAUCUGGGGCUGUCAGUCACUGUUGGUGAGAGCAGACCGAUACUUAGCUCGAUCUUUUCCAAGAUGGUGAGUGACCUCCCAGAUCCCAAGGGCAAGCUUGCCAAGGCAGGCGUUCCUGAGACGCUUGAAUUUCAGCACAAUUCUUGGUCAUCUUCGAAACCAAAAUCCGAGAAGAAGGCAGUGGAUACACAGGAUGCGGCCACACUCGAAACGAACAUCGAUCAAGAAACCUUGGAGGGCAUGCUGCAUGUCCCCGAUAGUUUGGAAGCAGAACACUCAGCUUUGAUGAAGUGGGCAAACAAGACAGCAGAUGAACUUGUCGACGAAGGUUAUGCGACCUCCUUGAUUGCAUUGCUGGCAUCUGAACAUGCCAGUAUCCGUAAAGAGGCGCUUGUCAGUAUUCUCAAGGUGGCAGACAAGAUCAAACAAUCACAGUAUGAAGAGAAGGAGCAAGUUUGGCUGCUUUUGUCUGAACUCGCGGAAACGGCCAAAGACAAUAUCAACAACGGACCUCUGCCCAGCACAAUAGUCGCGUUUGCCAGCCACGCCUUGCAUAUCGUACGCGACCCGCUCCAUGGCCUUUACCCCAAGGUCAACAUUUUUUUGACUCGAGGACCAUACUGGAGUCUGGACAAGCUGCCUCUGGUGGAUGAGAUACUGACCGAGGAGCCCAACGUCGGCGAUGCCUUUUAUACCCAGAUAAGUUGGCUGUUGACGUACCUCAUCGACGGGUUACGUUCAGCUUCUGACCUGGAGCUCUACCACAAAAAGCGUAGCCGGGGACCAAUCUUGGAGAGAAUCCUUGCUCUGGCGGUCAACCCAUACAUGAGGCUACCACUACGCACCCAGGUGUUGAGAUUACUCUACCGGGCUAGUAGUAUCGAGGGUGGCAGUACUACGCUCACGACGAGAUUCAGCGUGAUGAACUGGUUGGAGGAACGACGGUCCGCGUGCGCUGAUUCCAGUGAAGCUGCAGUCUAUGAUGGCCUGCGUAGGAGGAUAUGGGAGACGUGUGACCAGCAAAGGGUUACAGAAUGGAGUAAGAACGGGCUGCCUUGAGCAUUUAAUUGUAUAAUUGUAGAGCAUGUACGAGACAAUACCAAGAUACCAAGUCGUUUUGAAGAUUAUCAGCGGAA